AAAGAACGCAGGACUCGUGGACUUGGGAGGAGAUUCUGGACGGCGAAGGACCCUGGGCACAGCCAGGGGAAUAUCGCCGCCCCAAAGCAGAGCUGGAGGCAGCGAAAGCAGAGAGGCGCCGGUGAGAGAGGGACAGAGUGAUAGAGAAGACAUCAAAACUAUGACAUAACAAAAAUGGAAUCAUGUAGUAACCAGAAAAGUGUUAAACAAAUCCAAAUAUGAAAAUAAGAAACACGAGCAAUGGACAUUAGACCAAAUCUGUCCUUUGGUCUGAGGAGUCCACAUUUGAGAUUUUUGGUUCCAACGGCCAUGUCUUUGUGAGAUGAGAGAGUAGGUGAACGGAUGAUCUCUGCAUGUGUGGUUCCCAUCGUGAAUCAUGGAGGAGGAGGUGUGGGGGUGCUUUGCUGGUGACACUGAUUUAUUUAGAAUUCAAGGCACACUUAACCAGCAUGGCUACCACAGAAUUCUACAGCGAUACGCCAUCCCAUCCGGUUUGCGCUUAGUGGGACAAUCAUUUGUUUUUCAACAGGACAAUGACCCAACACACCUCCAGGCGGUGUAAGGGCUAUUUGACCAAGAAGGAGAGUGAUGGAGUGCUGCAUCAGAUGACCUGGCCUCCAUAAUCAUCCGACCUCAACCCAAUUGAGAUGGUUUGGGAUGAGUUGGACCGCAGAGUGAAGGAAAAGCAGCCAACAAGUGCUCAGCAUAUGAGGGAACUCCUUCACAACUGUUGGAAAAGCUUUCCACUUGAAGCUUGUUGAGCAAAGUAGGCAAAGGGUGGCUACUUUUGAAGAAUCUCAAAUAUAAAUAUAUUUUGAUUGGUUUAAGAUUAGAUUUUUUAGUUACUACAUGAUUCCAAAUGUGUUAUUUCAUAGUUUUGAUGUCUUCACUAUUAUUCUGCAAUGUAGAAAAUAGUACAAAUAAAGAACCCUUGAUUGAGAAGGUGUGUCCAAACCUUUGACUGGUGCUGUACAUCAAAUACCUGAAUUCACACAAUCUUUCUCCUUCAUCCCAUUACAGCACAGUAGACAUUUUAUUUAUGUACAUUUCAGAUGCCUAUGUAUGUACUCUGCUGUGGCCUGACGCACAGGCAGGUAUUUUUGAGCACUGUAACUUAAAAAAAAAAAAAAAAAAAAACAUUUAAAAAAAGCUCCCCAAGAAAACACUACAUAUUUUUAGUAACUACUCAUAUCAUUACAAUUGUAAUAGUUUGUUCCCUUUUACAUAUGUGACUCAUGCAUCCCAGUCAGAAUAAUAUAGACUGCUGCUGGUGGAUCCAUUCCCAUUAUCCUCUUUGUGUAGGGAGAGAGAGUUCUGUUCAAACCAUAUCUGAUUGGUUUUUAACACCAGCUGCUGUGUGAGAUGGGGAAGUGUCGAGCUCAUGCCAUGUCCCCUCUUCCCCCUGUGCCUCAGCUAUGCCCUGCCAUUUUCCUCAAUUACUCAUUCAUGAAGCUCCACUGUUUGAUAUUUCAUAGGGUGCUUGCGUGGGCCUCCUUUGUGUGGUAUCGUCUGCCUAGGCUGGCUCUCUGGCGCAGUGAGAGGAAAGGAAGGGAAUUAGAACCUUGGUAGUUAGAGCUGUGUUCGCUGUCUCUCUCCUCACAGAAACACAGAAGGGAAUUAGAACCUUGGUAGUUAGAGCUGUGUUCGCUGUCUCUCUCCUCACAGAAACACCGAAGGGAACUAGCUGGGGCCAGUUCAGGAAGACUGAAAUGAUCCUUUGUGUUGAAAAUUGUAACCUCAUAAACCAACAUUUAACAAAUAUGUGAUUUUCUUUCAAUCAUGGAGUAUAUCUGUAGAGCAGAUACAUCUAUUUUGGAACAUUUCAGUCUGCUGGCUCUCUCACAGAAUGACACGCUCUCAGAAGAACUAGCUGGAACCUCUCAUUCUGACAGGCACUAAUGCUGCCGAGACAUCAAUCUGCAUUAGCUCAAGAUCAGUGCUGAGUACUAUUCACUCCUUGUAUAGUUUGUAUAUUGCCAUAAUGUAUAUUUUUGCCUUUGAACAGUGUAUGGAAUAUGUAAUGAUAAAAUUCAGCGUUCCCAGAAAUAUCACGAAUAAGUUAACACGGAAGACCUUAAUAACCUGAAAAGAAAUGUAUCUGUAUGUAUAAUAGUGAUGUACAUAUUAUGAACCAAAAUAUAAAUGCAUGUAGUGUUGGUUCUGUGUUUCAUGAGCUGAAACAAAAAAUCCCAGAAAUGUUCCAUAUGCACAAAAAGCUUGUUUCUCUCAAAUGUUGUGCACAAAUUUGUUUACAUCCCUGUUAGUGAGCAUUUCUCUUGUGUCAAGAUAAUUAAUCCACCUGACAGGUGUUGCAUAUCAAGAAGCUGAUUAAACAUGACAAUUACACAGGUGCACCUUGUGCUGGGGACAAUAAAAGGCCACUCAAAAAUGUGCAGUUUUGUCACACAACACAAUGUCACAGAUGUCUCAAGUUUUGAGGAAGCGUGCAAUUGGCAUGCUGACAGCAGAAACGUCCACCAGAGUUGUUGCCAGAGAAUGUUAAUUUCCCUACCAUGGUUGACAGUACGUCCAACCAGUCUCACAACUGCUAACCACGCCAGCCCAGGACCUCCACAUCCAGCUUCUUCACCUGCGGGAUCUUCUGAGACCAGCCACCUGGACAGCUGAUGAAACUUUGGGUUUGCACAAAUGAAGAAUCUCUGCACAAACUGUCAGAAACAGUCUCGGGGAAGCUCAUCUGCGUGUUCGUCAUCCUCACCAGGGUCCUGACUGGUGUUCGGUGUCGUAACCGACUUCAGUGGGAAAAUGCUCACCUUCGAUGGCCACUGGUACACUGGAGAAGUGUGCUCUUCAUGGAUGAGUCCCGGUUUCAAGCCUUUUUUUUGUAAGUAUCUGACCAACAGAUGCAUAUCUGUAUUUCCAGUCAUGUGACACGAGCUCCCGAGUGGUGCAGCGGUCUAAGGCACUGCAUCUCAGUGCUAGAGGUGUCACUACAGACACCCUGGUUCGAAUCGAGGCUCUCACGAUCAGCCGUGAUUGGGAGUCCCAUAGGGCGGUACACAAUUGGCCCAGCAGUGUCCGGGUUUGACCUGUGUAGGCAGUCAUUGCAAAUAAGAAUUUGUCUUAACUGACUUGCCGAGUUAGAUUUAUUUUUUAAUCCAUAGAUUAGGGCCUAAUGAAUUUAUUUCAAUUGACUGUUUUCCUUUCCAUUGUUCAUAUAAUAUAACUCAGUAAAAUCUUUGAAAUUGUUGCAUUUAUAUUUGUUAUAUUUAUUUAUGUAUAUUUAUGCAAGCCUUCCACAGUAACCCACAUGCCAUGCAUAUGUCUAUUGGUCUUGUACAUCACACUUCCUACAGUACAGCUCCUUUGAGAAGCUAAGGCUCUUUAGUUGUCAGGGGAGGGAGAAAGAAUAGGAGGCUUGAGUGUGUGACAUCGCCUACACAGAGUCUAUUUCUCGUCUCAGUGCAAGUCAGUGGUUUACAUAAACCCCAAUACCCAUUGACCCCAGUGGCACAGUGAGCGGCUGCUAUAGCUGAAUGCAUUAGGUGAAACACCUUCAUUUUAGGAGGCUUGCCAGACGAUGCAUUGAUUAUGUAAGGCCUGCAUACUGAGGUAAUGCUCAGGAGCCUUGAAGCUCCUAAUCUUGUUUAGAUUAUGUUUCGGUGAAUGUAAAGGAAAAGUGUUUUUAUUUUUUUUACCUUUAUUUAACUAGGCAAGUCAGUUAAGAACGACAGAUUUGUACCUUGUCAACUCGGGGACAUGAACUUGCAACCUUUCAGUUACUAGUCCAACGCUCUAACCACUAGGCUACCCUGCCGCCCCAGGUUGACUUAGAUCUAAUUACCACCUGUAUUUGGAACCAACAUACUUGAUUGAUCAAAGAUGAUCACGUACAUAAGUGGGUUCAUAGGACAAAUGCUUGAGCCGACUGACAUUUUUUAGAUCAUUUGCAUCUCUUCUCUGAAUGGAACCCUCUGAUCUCAUAGAAUUCUGGUUUCCCGGGGAACAAGGAAACAAAGUAUUUGAAGCAUGCAACAUUUUAGUACUUCAAGAGCUCAUAACAGAACUGUACACACAACUGUAGACGGGGGAAAUUCAAUGGACUUUGUUGUGAAGAAGAUUGAAGGUACAUUUACAGCUAAGUAAUUCAUCUGAUAGUUGAGUGGGAACAUUUAUUUGUACAGUGAAUUGUACAGUGAACAAUCUGAGCUCAUGUUGGCUUGUCAUUUAUUUGGCCCUGAAUAAACAUGAACCAUGCUCUCAAUUGCAGCAAUACUCUCCCAUCUCUCAAUAAAACAUUUAUUAUUAUUUUCUUCUCUGUUCUGAUGUAGCUUUGCUUAUUUAAAUGUGUUACACUUCAAAUUAUAUUUUUUGCUUUUUAUUAUGGCCACUGAGUGUUUCAGUAAUAUGUCUUUACAUCCUUCUCUGUCUGACUAGAGUUGGAUAUAUCCAGGUAUCACACGAAGGGCCACUAUAGGAAGCUUGGCUCGCCAAAGAAUGAUACCACAGAUGAUCUUCCUGAUAACACUAGGACUGCAGAGAGAGCCUCAAUGAGAUGGCCACCCUCCCUCACGGUUUUGAGGACAGCAGAGCCACACGUACGACAGACGCAGUCCAUCCCCACUCACCCUCCCUGCACCCCCCUGAAGCACACCCCACCUGGCCCUUACGGACAUGGAUAUCCACCACAUCCACCUCAGCCUUCAGCCAAGGAGCGGUCCAAGUCGGUGGAGCCCAGAUACGAGCCCCGCCACCUGGACUUUAACUUCCUGCGCAGAGCCUCUGCCAUAGAGCAGGUAGAGGGGGAGCUCCAGUACCGGUGUGCUGGGUGCCUGUUGCUCUAUCCCAGCCUGGCCGUGCUGCAGAACCACAUCGGCCUCAGCUGGAUGGAGGGCUUCAGCUGCCGCGUCUUCUACAGGAAGCUGAGGGAGAUCUGCAACAGGAACGAAACCAAGAAGCUCCACGAGAGGGUCCAAACAAGUAGUGUCGCUGAGAAGCAGCUGAGGCCACCAACGUGCGGGGCAGCGCUGGGCCUUGCUAGAGGGGGUAGGAGUGGAGGGCAGACAGGGCUGAAGCAGGGAGAUCCUCCUGGAGCUGCAGGAAGGAAGGACCAGGGGGCACCCAGCCACAGGUUGACUCUGGAGUCGGUGGAGACCAUAAGAAGGAACACAGCCGUUCACAAGUGGCUGAAUGAGAUUGAAUGUUACCCUGAUGUCACACAGUCACCAGAGAGAGCAUAAAAACAUCCCUCUUUUUGAUUCAUCACUUUCACUGAAUGAGAAAGACUAUUGGCAUUGAAUUAAAAACUAUUGGCAUUACAUU
Molecule: messenger RNA, 5283 nt
Organism: Oncorhynchus nerka (sockeye salmon)
Lineage: Eukaryota; Metazoa; Chordata; Actinopteri; Salmoniformes; Salmonidae
Exons: 2
Coding region: 4512-5201 (229 amino acids)
Biological process (GO): fertilization
Source: RefSeq, a predicted model, not a curated record